AUGGCUGUUGUAAUUGAGCAACUACCGGAUGGAGUCACCUGCCGAGCGGGGCUUUUGAAGCCGCAAUUAGCUAGGCGUCUGGUAAGGGAAUAUAAAGAUGACGGCGCCACUAGCGUUUUCGAAGCGGCGCCAGAAGCAGUGCUCGUCGACUUGCCAUUCCGAAAACUCAUUUUCGAGUCCAGGGUCGUGCAACGACUCUUCUACGAAAUGGAGACAUCGGACGGACCUUCUUAUGCCAGAAAGCAUAUAUCGCAGAACAACCUCCUUUUGUUGGACCCUAUUAGACUAGGUGCGUGCCUCAACCAACGGCUGGAUUCGGCGAGGCGACAAUUGCUCAUGCGAUGCUUCUCAGUUGACGUGUGGUUGCAGUUUUUUAAAAUGGUUAGCUUAGGUAUAGGUGAAAAGAUACGAAAAUUGUGCGCCUGGUCAACGCACCCCUGGUUAGAUGACGAAUUUCUGUACAGAUUGGAGGACCUGCAGCUAGAGCUGGUCCGCCUUAAGUCUAGAAUAGCAAAACACGAAACAUCUGCAUAUAUUGGGCCGGAUAUGGCGAAUACAAUAGGGGAUGCUUGCAGUGAUGUCCUCACUAUUGCCCAUAAAUUUGAUGACGACUGGGGCACCGUAGGGGAAACUAGUCGCACAGUCAAAAAAUUGUGUAACUAUCUAUCGCAGCAUAUCGCAGAGGUCAAAAGGCUAUUCACGGAAGCAGCUGGUGGCAAGGACGGAAUGGAUGUGCAUGCAUCUGCUGAGGGCGGAGUUGGGAUUAAAGCUGUCAAACUGCUUGAAAUGUCCAACGGCAUUGCAAAUUUCGUAUCACAAACCGCAUUAGAUCUAAGUGUAGCGAAGAUGAAGUUGCUCGAGAAACGUUCCGAACUGUGUCAGAAACCCGGAGCUUUUGCCAUGCUCGAGGCUGAUGUAUUUAAGCGUGGCAUACAGACGUCGGAAUAUGCACACGAUGACGUCAUGCAAAUGCUGAUCCUAUCGCACUGCAUAGAAGCAUACGGUAUUAGGGAGUGGUGUGCUCGUUUUUUUAUCGAAAUACGCACACCAGCGGUACGAGAGCUGCGGAAUAACAUGGCGUUAGCUGGGGAUGGUCGAAUAAUGAAAGAGGAAUCGUCGCCAUUCUUCAGAACAGCCGGUGCCGUAGCUCCAGACGUUGAAGAUUUCGUAACCCUUAUACCAAUGCGUUUGGCUCGCUACAUUUGUGAAAUGUGCGACAAGAAUUAA
Babesia ovata is the source of this 1227-nucleotide messenger RNA. RefSeq names its product Cys Met metabolism pyridoxal-phosphate-dependent protein, putative. NCBI's taxonomy places the organism in Eukaryota, Apicomplexa, Aconoidasida, Piroplasmida, Babesiidae. The transcript has 3 exons. The coding region runs from base 1 to 1227 and encodes 408 amino acids. The record is from RefSeq and is a predicted model, not a curated record.